Molecule: messenger RNA, 2100 nt
Organism: Populus trichocarpa (black cottonwood)
Lineage: Eukaryota; Viridiplantae; Streptophyta; Magnoliopsida; Malpighiales; Salicaceae
Product: putative disease resistance protein RGA3
Exons: 3
Coding region: 22-1548 (508 amino acids)
Biological process (GO): defense response to other organism
Source: RefSeq, a predicted model, not a curated record
UUUCUUGGUAAAGAUGACUGUAUGUCGUUGUUUUACAAGUGUGCAUUCAAGGAAGGGCAAAUGGAGUUGUAUCCAAAUUUGGUUGGAAUUGGGAAAGAAAUAGUGGCGAAAUGCAAGCAAGUUCCUCUGGCAGUGAUUAACUUGGGGACUCAACUGUAUGGUAGGACUGAUGAAAAAGAGUGGGAAUCGGUGAGAGAUAGUGAGAAGUGGGAAGAAGAGGGAGAUGGUAUUUUACCUGCCUUGAAAAUAAGCUAUCAAAGACUGCCGCCUCACUUGAAAAGAUGCUUUCUUUAUUGUUCGGUUUUUCCAAAAGAUUACCGGUUCGGAGAUCUCUAUUUGGUGCAAUUUUGGAUGGCAAAUGGGCUCAUUCAUCAAUCAUCAAAUCCAAAUGAGAAAUUGGACGAUGUUGGCUUGCGUUAUGUGCGCGAGUUGAUCUCAAGAUGUUUCUUCCAAGAUUAUGUGGGUAGGAUUGUUGGAGCUAUCUUUAAGAUGCAUGACUUAAUGCAUGAUCUUGCAUCAUCAUUGGCUCAAAAUGAGUUUUCAAUCAUAAGCUCUCAAAACCACCAAAUUUCCAAAACGACCCGUCAUUUGACAGUUCUUGACUCUGAUUCAUUUUUUCAUAAAACUCUCCCCAAGUUCCCAAACAACUUCCAUCAAGUGCGGUCAAUAGUCUUUGUAGAUAGUAUAGUGGGGCCUACAUGCAAAACAGACUUUGAGAAAUGUUUGUUAGAAUUUAAGCAUUUGCGGUCUUUGGAAUUAAUGGAUGAUUCUGAAUUUGAGGCUUUUCCGGAGAGGAUUGGCGCCUUGAAACACUUGAGAUAUCUCCAUUUUGGGAAGAACGCAAAAAUAAAAAGACUCCCAAAAUCUAUUUUCAAAUUGCAAAACUUGCAAGCUCUGGUUACAGGUGAAGGAUUAGAAGAGCUGCCCAAAGAUGUGAGGUACAUGAUCAGCCUUAGAUUUUUAUUUCUAUGUACUCAGCAGAAGCGGUUGCCAGAAGGUGGGAUUGGUUGUUUGGAGUGUCUUCAAACUUUAUUCAUUGUUGGUUGUGAAAAUCUAGAAAAUUUGUGCGAAGAUAUGCAAGGUCUUAAAAGUCUUCGGAAAUUGGUUAUUUGUCUUUGUGAUAGCUUGAUUUCUCUGCCAAGAAGCAUAAAAUGCUUAACUACUCUGGAAGAAUUAUUUAUUAGUAAUUGUGAAAAGCUUGAUUUGAUGACAAUAGAAGAAAAGAAAGAGGAAAAAAUUCAACCUCUUUCCCUUUCCCUUCGUAUUGUAAUGUUUGAAUACUUACCAGCAACUCUUGCUGUACCAGAGCAGCUUCUUCAAGGAUCUGCAGAAUCCUUACAAACAUUUAUCAUCGGAGACUGUCCAAACAUUGAAGAAAUGCCGGAGUCCAUCAGCAAUUUAAAAAAACUUCAAAAGCUUCGUAUCAGUGAUUGUCCAAGUUUGAGCAAAAGGUGCCAAAAGGGAACAGGAGAAGAUUGGCCCAAGAUCGCACAUAUCCCUAAAAUCAAGGUUGACGAUGAUGACAGUGGUGAAGAAACAUCUGGUUAGAGGCAGGUUCAAGUGGAACUCCAUAAGCAAGAGAAGAAGACAAGUUUUCGGUGGGGUUUCUGCUGACGGUUAUAAUUCGGGGACUUCAAUUUGUUCGGUGUUGUUGCUGACAAUCUGGUUUGUUCAAAUAAAGAUGAAGAGUGUUUGCUGGAGAUUAUUAUUCGUUCUCUGUGUGCUUUGCUCGUAGUUCCUGCUGGUGAUCUACUUGUCUUUUCAUUUGUUCAUAAUGGUUGCCAAUCAGUUCAUUUGGUGGUCAUGGAAUUUGCUCCCUCGAUGAUACCAUAGUGGUAGAGAUUGUCAUAUAGAAUUUGGAGCUGAAUAUGGUGAUCUUCCAUUUGUAACAUAUUUACUCAGACCUGGUUUUCGUCAUACUGGAUUUUAUAGCUAAAAUAUUAAACGAAACCAGGUUGCAGCUUGCAGAGGAGGCAGGGGUGGUGCUGUGAGCCCUGUUUUGAAAAUUUUCAUUUGUCCCAUUUUCCUUUUUUUAAACUAUGUGCCACCAGCAUCAAGCAGCUUAAAUUUAUCUAAUCAUCGUUAUCAAGCUUUAAUUUA